CUCAGCCCGUCUCCUCCCCCUCUCUGCAGUCCAGGCUACCAUGGGCUCCGUGGGCAGCCAGCGCCUCAAGGAGCCCAGCGUGGCGGGCACACCGGAAAGGAGUGUGGUGAUGAGCUUCAGCUUCGACAGCUGCCGGCCGGAGGAGGAGGGGACGGCGGGGACGACUCAGGGCCAGGGCGUCCCGGGUUUCACGGACUCUGCGGUCGAUGAGCCGGUGCCCGACGACGGCUACCAUGCCAUCUACUUCGCGAUGCUGCUGGCCGGCGUGGGCUUCCUGCUCCCCUACAAUAGCUUCAUCACCGACGUGGACUACCUGCACCACAAGUACCCAGGGACCUCGAUCGUGUUCGACAUGAGCCUCACCUACAUCCUGGUGGCUCUGGCGGCCGUGCUCCUGAACAACGUGCUGGUGGAGAGACUGAGCCUGCACACGAGGAUCACUGCGGGCUACCUCUUGGCCUUGGGCCCCCUCCUCUUUAUCAGCAUCUGUGACGUCUGGCUACAGCUCUUCUCUCAUGACCAGGCUUACGCCAUCAACCUGGCCGCUGUGGGCACCGUGGCCUUAGGCUGCACAGUGCAGCAAUCCAGCUUCUACGGGUACACGGGGAUGCUGCCCAAGAGAUACACCCAGGGCGUGAUGACCGGGGAGAGCACGGCGGGCGUGAUGGCGUCCCUCAGCCGCAUCCUCACCAAGCUGCUGCUGCCGGACGAGCGGGCCAGCACGCUCAUCUUCUUCCUGGUGUCCGCGGGCCUGGAGCUGCUCUGCUUCCUGCUGCACCUGCUGGUGCGGCGCAGCCGGUUCGUGCUCUACCACACGGCGCGGCCCCGCGACAGCCGCCCGGGCCGCAGAGCCGGCUACCGCGUGCACCACGACGUCGCCGCGGGGGACAUCCACUUCGAGCACCAAGGCCCAGGCCUGGUCAAUGGCGGGUCCCCCAAGGACAGCCCGGCCCACGAGGUGACCGGCGGGGGCGCCUACACGCGCUUCGACAUGCCUCAGCCCAGAGUGACACGGAGCUGGCCCUCCUUCCAAGCCCUGCUGCUGCACCGCUACGCUGUGGCCCGCGCCAUCUGGGCCGACAUGCUCUCCAUCGCCGUGACCUACUUCAUCACGCUGUGCCUAUUCCCGGGGCUCGAGUCUGAGGUUCGCCACUGUGUCCUGGGCGAGUGGCUGCCCAUCCUCAUCAUGGCCGUGUUUAACCUCUCCGACUUCGUGGGCAAGAUCCUGGCGGCUCUGCCUGUGGACUGGCGCGGCCCCCACCUGCUGGCCUGCUCCUGCCUGCGCGUGGCCUUUAUUCCCCUCUUCAUCCUGUGCGUCUACCCCAGCGGCGCACCCACCCUGCGCCACCCGGCCUGGCCCUGCGUCUUCUCUCUGCUCAUGGGUGUCAGCAGCGGCUACUUUGGCAGCGUGCCCAUGAUCCUGGCGGCGGGCAAAGUGAGCCCCAAGCAGCGCGAGCUGGCAGGGAACACCAUGACCGUGUCCUACAUGACGGGGCUGACGCUGGGCUCGGCGGUGGCCUACUGUACCUACAGCCUCACCCGGGACACUCCCAGCAGCUGUCUCCGCCCGCCCGCCAACUUCUCCUUCCCCUCCGGCCUCUGAACCAGGCCUGGGCACCCCCACCCCCUCCCCGCACCACAGCCCCUGACCCGAGGCCCGA
Messenger RNA from Neogale vison (American mink), 1661 nucleotides. It is a transcript of the gene SLC29A4, whose product is annotated as solute carrier family 29 member 4. The transcript is spliced from 10 exons. Lineage: Eukaryota; Metazoa; Chordata; Mammalia; Carnivora; Mustelidae. The record is from RefSeq and is a predicted model, not a curated record. Gene Ontology annotation, biological process: nucleoside transmembrane transport. Gene Ontology annotation, molecular function: monoamine transmembrane transporter activity; nucleoside transmembrane transporter activity. Gene Ontology annotation, cellular component: plasma membrane. Bases 41 to 1603 code for a protein of 520 amino acids.